Molecule: messenger RNA, 3414 nt
Organism: Aureobasidium subglaciale EXF-2481
Lineage: Eukaryota; Fungi; Ascomycota; Dothideomycetes; Dothideales; Saccotheciaceae
Exons: 2
Coding region: 1-3414 (1137 amino acids)
Source: RefSeq, a predicted model, not a curated record
AUGCCAGACUCGUCGGACAUUGAGGAGUUGCCGCCACUGAGUGAUCGAGACAUCAACAUCCUCUUUCAGAUUGUGAGCGACGCGCAACAAUCACCGAAUCCUCCCUUCCGAGCCCUCUUUGCGGCAUACGACAAAGUCCUCGCAGACCAUGAUAUCGCUCCUGAACAUGACCAGCGCUUCUUCCGCUACCUGUUGCGCCUGGGCGAAGGUGGCUCUCACAGUUCGCGAUCCUUGAUGUCCAAGUUGCGCAAACUGCUGGCCAGAUUCGACAUUCACAUUGUUGUACAAGACGAUCAGGACGUCAUCGAGGAUGAAGCUCUAGACUUCCCAGAAGAUGACGUUCGACCGCCGCAAGAGCUGGGGUCGGGAAGUGCGAAACGAAGUCGCAGGGCGAGCUUCAACGACACAAGACUGGAUGAAAGCUGGGUCAGUGGUGCCCGCUCCGGACACAGCCCACACACUUCGCUGGACGAUUUGUCGCGCAACCCACGUCACUCGGCCAAUGCACUACCUGCCACGAACCGUGUGUCGCCGCGAGGCAGAGUCGAUGCACAAGUUCAGUCGCAUCCUCGAAGAAGCCGUUCUCUGUCAACUCAAGGCAGCGUCAGAGCACCGCGCCCUCCAGCUCCUGAACCAUGGGCUCGACACCAACACACGCUGGAUUACCAGAACGGCGUAACCGAUGAUGACACUGAGUCCGACAUUCCUAGUUCACCCCCUGUCUUGCCUUCUUAUCCUCAAGCCGCUGUUCAUCAAGUCGGCUCGCUCGAAGCUGAUUUGACAUAUGAGGCCGAAGCAUUCCUUCAUGUUUCUCAGAUCAAGACUGCGCGCCGAUGUUUUCGCCACUUGUCUCAGGAGUCUGCCAGCAUCCAGAACAUGACUCGGAUAGCCCAAAAUCAUGAUCAGCGUCUUCUCAAAGCUCAAGCUUUCAGUAUCUGGGCCGCGAAGCUAUCAGAGAAACGUCAGGCAGCUGAGACUGAGCUUUUCUUCGAACAGUAUGAACGCAGAGCGACUCGUGCACGCGACCUCUUCUUGCUUAACAAGGCUUUCACCCAUUGGGCUCAAUUUACUAGCGACGAGAUUGCUAGGACAUCUGUUGCUAGAAGACACAUUUUGCGCACACGUUACUUCAACGCCUGGCGUGACAUCACAGCCGUCAAUGACCUCAAGUGUCGCCGUCUGGGUCUACGCAAGUGGUUCUCGGUCUGGAGAACGAAUGCCGCUCGCAAAGCUGUUGACAACGAACGCGCUGCCGCUAUAUAUGAAGAAAAUCUGGUCCAGCGAACUUGGUGGAAGUGGUUCUGGGCUUUCUGCGAGCGUAAAGCUCCAGUGUGGCACGACCAUCGUGCGAAGCAGUCCUGUUUACAUCGCUUGAGCAGUGCUGUAACACGUCUUCGUCAGCAUGGAACAACUGCUACUCACAAGCGGAACGCCAACCUACUCCGGAAGACGUUCAGGACUCUAGUCGUGCGUCUUGCAGCGAUCCGGUCGCUGAACCAGGCUGCAGAGGAGCGGCAUCGAGCUGGCUUGGUGAACAACUGCUUCCAUCACUUGCUACAAAAAUCCAAGCUGGGACACGCUUCGAAAGUAAUCUCUACAGUUGUAUCAACGCGACUGAUCACAACAGCCGUCUCUGUAUGGCAACUCAACACUCAACUUUAUCAACAAGCCAGCGCUAUCGACCGGCGCCGUGUCUUGCAAAAGGCAUGGACAAGUUGGAACGACAAUCUGCGAUCCCGAGCACUCGUCACCAGGAUUGACGACAGACUUGUACUCGAGAACCUCUAUAAGUGGGUCUUGCAAUCCCGUCUAGCUCUCUUCCGACGAGUCAUGGACAGUAAACUACAAGACCGUGCAAUGCAGACUCUAAGCUUGAGAUUGUCCGAGCAGCGCUUCCACCUCGAAGAGGCAGCUAUGAUCUUCCAGGAGCACAAACGAAGACGAACGCUGGCUUCUGUAAUGCUGAGGUUCCAUGGCAUAUCGCGAGCAGAAGAGAUGAUGGAGCGACAAGCGCUCGAAUUCAGAAACACUCGUACCAUGAAUGCUGUCCUUCCAUUCUGGUCGCAACGAACCAAGCAUCUCCUGAAGUUGAAUCACUGGUCAAACGAUGCUAGAUUCUACUGUCUGGCCAGUAGUGCCAUCAAGAAGUGGAAAGAUGCUGCGUCUCAAUCGCAACGUAACAAGCGUAGAGAUGCUUAUGUCCAUGUCAGGGGUCGAAUCAAGCUUCGUUUGGUCCGUGAUUGCUUCGCUGCUUGGAGGGAGAGAGCCACUAUGGUCAGACAGCUUGACACCGAUGCCAUUGAGCAAGCCAACAAUCGUCACAUCAACGCUGGCACUGUCAUCUUCGGCUUAUGGCGUGACAAGACACAACUGAACAAUCAACUAUCUAUUCAAGCUGAUGAGUUUUCCGCUCGCUUGCUAUUCCUUCGAACCAUCGCAGUAUUGGUCGCAAAGGGACAAGAAGUGUUACUCCAUCACGCACAGGCUCUGACUCUUCACUCCCAGACCAUCGAUGUACUCGCAACUGGAACGCUCAAGAAACUAAAAUGGGCUCUUUUCUGCCAUCGACGCAAUCUAGAUUCUGCUGCAGCACUCGAAAAACGUAACUCGCAACAGCAUCGUAGAAAUAUGUUGAAAUACUGGGCAGAGCAAGCCUCACGACGAAGAGCAGCCAGGACUCUACCACUACCGUUGGACCCCCAGGAUGAUCCACCAGACUCUCCCACCAAAGCACCAUCGCCAGUCGUCGCUCCUACACCUGCUCCCAUACCCUUCGCGCCAUCUUCAAAUCUCUUCAGCAGUCUCAGACUACCUUCUGCACGUAAGACACCUGGUCCUGUCCCACUAUCAGCGCAAAGCAGACUUGCACCUCUCCUAGACGAUGAUGAGGAAGACUCCGAUGUCGAAGAAUUUGAUUUCGGCGCCACCCACCGCGCGGAAGAAUGGACAUCCUUUGACGUUCUCCGCGAUGUCAUCACUCGACCCCCACAGCAGAGAUUUGAUAGUGUGGUUACUGGAACACCAGUGCCUGGUUACAUGACAAGAACACCGUCCAAACGCACUCAACGCGCAAAAGCACUCUCGGCUUUACCGUCUGCGAAGGCGGUGAGGAGAGAAGUGGUUGUUUCUACUACUCCUGCACCUAUGAGGAGUAAUAACAUCCAGACACCACAAGUCACGCCUUUUGAGAGGAAAAUGAGGAAAGGUGGUUAUGGAAGUUCGACGGGCAGUGGAGGUGGUGUGGGGUUGGCUGAGGAAAGCUUUACACCAGCGACUUUUCGACGUACGAGGUUUGGAGGUGCGAAUGGUUUUGGGACGAACGGGGUUGGUGCUCAACAAACGGGGAGGAGUGUUAGAUUCUUUGAUGUUGGAGGAGUCAAAGAGGAAGGAAAUGGUGGUGACGAGGAAGAGUGA